Danio aesculapii is the source of this 5054-nucleotide messenger RNA. It is a transcript of the gene clcn6, whose product is annotated as chloride channel 6. Gene Ontology annotation, cellular component: intracellular membrane-bounded organelle; lysosomal membrane. NCBI's taxonomy places the organism in Eukaryota, Metazoa, Chordata, Actinopteri, Cypriniformes, Danionidae. Gene Ontology annotation, biological process: transmembrane transport; chloride transport. The coding region runs from base 14 to 2605 and encodes 863 amino acids. The record is from RefSeq and is a predicted model, not a curated record. Gene Ontology annotation, molecular function: voltage-gated chloride channel activity. The transcript is spliced from 23 exons.
UGUGUUGCUGAAGAUGGCGUGUUGUGGAGGAUGUUUGUGUUGUCAAUGCUGCUGCAAUGAAGGCGAAACAAGAACACCAGAGGAGCUGACAAUACUCGGUGAAACCAGAGAAGAUGAUGAUGAAAUAUUGCCAAGAAAAGACUAUGAGAGUUUGGAUUAUGACCGGUGUAUAAAUGAGCCAUUCUUGGAGGUUUUGGAAGGGUUGGACAAUAAGAAAGCCAGAAAAUAUGAAGCGAUAAAGUGGAUUUUAGUCUUCGCAAUUGGAGUAUCAACAGGACUGACUGGCCUUUUUGUUGAUUUCUUUGUGCGGCUUUUCACUCAGCUGAAGUUCAGCGUGGUUGGACAAUCUGUGGAGGAAUGCAGUGAGAAUGGCUGUCUAGCUCUUUCAUUACUGGAGCUGCUGGCUCUCAAUAUGAUGUUCGUGUUCAUCUCCAGUGUUCUGGUGCUCAUUGAGCCUGUUGCAGCUGGGUCGGGUAUCCCUGAAAUUAAAAGUUACCUUAAUGGAGUAAAGGUGCCAGGAAUUGUGAGACUGCGAACCUACAUAUGUAAGGUGACGGGGGUCCUGUUUGCUGUUGCUGGAGGAUUGUUUGUUGGGAAGGAAGGACCAAUGAUUCACAGUGGAGCAAUAGUAGGGGCAGGACUUCCUCAGUUUCAGAGCAUCACCUUCAAGAAGAUCCGCUUUCAUUUCCCCUAUUUCCGCAGUGACAGGGACAAAAGGGAUUUUGUCUCUGCGGGGGCAGCAGCAGGAGUUGCGGCUGCCUUCGGGGCACCAAUAGGGGGCACACUCUUCAGUCUAGAGGAGGGGUCAUCCUUCUGGAACCAGGCUCUCACAUGGAAAGUGUUGUUCUGCUCCAUGUCUGCCACUUUCACUCUCAACUUCUUUCGUUCUGGGAUCAACUUCAGCAAAUGGGGGUCAUUCCAGCUGCCCGGCCUGCUCAACUUCGGAGAGUUCAAGUGUCCAGAUGGAGAUAAGGCCUGUCAUUUAUGGACAGCAGUAGAUCUGGCAUUUUUUGUGUUGAUGGGGGUGGCAGGAGGUCUGCUCGGUGCUCUGUUCAACUGCAUCAACAAACGGCUCGCCAAAUACCGCAUGAGAAACGUCCAUCCCAAAGCAAGAUUCAUCAGGGUGUUGGAGAGUCUGUUGGUAUGUAUGGUGACCACACUAGUGAUCUUCAUGUCUUCAAUGACUCUGGGAGAGUGUCGAGAUUUGGUCUCCAACGUGAAUAACAACACUUCGACACAGGGGUCCGUAAAUGAAGAAGUCAACUCAACCAUACGCCGAUUCUUCUGUUACAACAACACGUAUAAUGACAUGGCAACCCUUUUCUUCAACCCUCAAGAAGUGGCAAUUCACCAGCUCUUUCAUCAGAAUGCUACCUUUAGUCCGGUCACGCUCUCCCUGUUCUUUGUGCUGUAUUUUUUCCUGAGCUGCUGGACGUACGGUGUGUCUGUCCCGAGUGGUCUGUUCGUCCCAUCUCUUCUCUGUGGAGCCUCACUGGGACGCCUUGUAGCCAAUGUCCUAAAAAUUAAUUUCCACAUGCAAAUCUAUUCGGGGACCUUUGCUUUGAUUGGAGCAGCUGCAUUCCUCGGAGGUGUGGUCAGAAUGACCAUCAGCCUGACAGUCAUCUUAAUAGAAUCAACCAAUGAGAUCACUUAUGGACUUCCCAUUAUGAUAACACUAAUGGUGGCCAAAUGGACAGGAGAUUUCUUUAAUAAGGGAAUAUAUGAUAUUCACAUUCACCUGAAAGGAGUUCCUCUGCUGGAGUGGGAAACUGAAGUGGAGAUGGAUAAACUGACAGCCAGUGAUAUCAUGGAGCCCAACCUGACAUACGUGUAUCCUCAUACCCGCAUUCAGUCACUGGUCAGCAUCCUGAGGACCACCGUCUAUCACGCGUUCCCUGUGGUCACCGAGAACAGAGAUAACGAGAAGGAGUUUAUGAAGGGAAAUAUCCUAAUAAGCAACAAUAUCAAAUUCAAGAAAACCAGUGUGUUGACGCGUGCGGGGGAGCAGAGGCGGAGGUGUCAGUCGAUGAAAUCGUACCCAUCCAGCGAGCUCCGUAAUGUGUGUGAUGAGCAUGUGGUUGUGGAGCCGACAGAGGAAGGCCAGGACAUCCUUCAGCAGAUGCUAGAGAGGAGACACGCGCCAUACCCAAACCUCUACCCAGAUCAGUCACCCAGUGAAGAAUGGACCAUGGAGGAGAGGUUCAGGCCGCUCACCUUUCACGGGCUCAUCCUGCGCUCACAGCUUGUCAACUUGCUGAUCCGUGGCGUCUGCUAUGCUGAAAACCAGUCGAGUGCCUCACAGCCACGGCUCUCUCAUUCAGAGAUGACUGAGGAUUACCCACGAUUCCCUGACAUCCACGAUCUCGACCUGGCCCUUCUCAACCCACGCAUGAUUGUGGAUGUGACGCCCUACAUGAACCCCUGUCCGUAUACAGUCUCUCCAAACACACACGUCUCCCAAGUAUUUAAUCUUUUCAGGACAAUGGGGCUUCGACACUUACCUGUAGUCAAUGCAGUAGGAGAGAUUGUGGGAAUAAUCACCAGGCAUAAUCUUACCCAUGAGUUUUUAGUCGCUAAACUGCGACAGCAUUACAUCACAAUAUAAGACUCCACUGGCACCCAUCUGCCAUCGAACAGCCAAGCUUGAGUAAUGGCUGACUGGAGCUGGGAUGAGCUGAAGACUGAGCUGAGACCAUCCUCCCAAGACCACCUUCAGACCUGAACAGCGUCUCCAGGUCCAAUCCUUAAGUCAUUCCUUGUCACCCUGUGGACUGCUAGCUGGAGUGCCUGACCCGUCCAGGACCACACACACAUACACAAACACACAACACUAAUGCAGGUAAGGUACAGUUAAUCCACACUUGUUCAGUAAAGCGUAGUGAUUUUUUUUUUCUUCUGACGCUACCUGCGCUUUACCAACCUCACUUUAGCACUUUUAAUUUUGACGUCUCAGUUUUAAAUUCGUGGACCAUUUGCUUUUGCACAAAGAAUGAGGUAAACCACUGACCAUCCCUGAUCAAACUAUUGUUCUUUUUUUUGUUUUCCGAAGAAGUAAAACGUUUUAAAUUCAUGCAACUUGUCUUUUUUUUUUUAUUAUGUCAUUAUUAUUGUAGUAAGUACAUUUCAUCAUGUUUCUGUACUGCCCAAACAAUAUCUUUUUUGACAUUGUUUAUGCUUAUUUAUGUUAAAUAAAAUUAUUACAGUAAUACACAUUAGUAUUAUAUAGUAAAAUAACACCUUCAUAAGUCAAAACCACUGUGUAUUUGUAUAUCUACACUACCUGACAAAAGUCUUGUCGCCUAUCCAAGUUUUAGAAACAACAAAUAAUAAAUUCUACUUGAUCAUUUGGUAUCAGAAGUGGCUUAUAUGAAAGGCAAAGACCUCUAGAUUACGCUUAUUUUACCAAAAUAAAAUAUGAUCAUGCCUUGAUUUUAAUGAUUUAAUUAGGACAGUAAGGUCUGACUUUGCUUAGACAAAAGGCUUGUCACUUAACAGAAAUAAUGUACAGUAGAAUAUAAAGUCAUGGUGCAGUGGAAACAGAGUAAAUAUUGUGUCUGACUCCCAUGAGCUUGGAGGACUGCAUUCAUACAUCUCUGCAGUGACUCAAAUCACUUAUUCAUAAAGUCAUCUGGAAUGGCAAAGAAAGCGUUCCUGCAGGACUCACAGAGUUCAUCAUUCAUCUUCAAUGCCUCCUUCAUCUUACCCCAGACAUGCUUAAUAAUGUUCAUAUAUGGUGACUGAGCAGGCCAAUCCUGGAGUACCUUGACCUUCUUUGCUUUCAGGAACUUAGAUGUGGAGGCUGAAGUAUGAGAAGGAGCGCUAUCCUGCUGAAGAAUUUGCCCUCUCCUGUGGUUUGUAAUGUAAUGGGCAGCACAAAUGUCUUGCCUCAGGCUGUUAAUGUUGCCAUCAACUCUGCAGAUCUCUCGCAUGCUCCCAUACUGAAUGUACCAUGAUUUUUCCUUCACCAAACGUGACUGAUUACUGUGAGAAUCUUGGGUUCAUGCGGGUUCCAAUAGGUCUUCUGCAGUAUUUGUGAUGAUUGGGAUGCAGUUCAACAGAUGAUUCAUCGUAAAAAUCUACCUUCUGCCACUUUUUCAAAUGAUCAACUAGAAGUAUAUAUAUAUAGGGAAAAAACACAUCGUAAAUGUGGCAUUAAAGAAAUUAUAAGUUUUUUUAAGAAGUCGUCCAUAAAAUGUAUGCAUUCACUUUUGAUUAUUUUUAUAAAGGGAUUUUUCACCCCAAAAUGAAAAUACUGUCAUCAAUUGCAGACACUUUACACUCAAAAAAUGACCUUUGCUUGUUCAGACUUUUUAAAUGACUUGAAACGACACAAUUCUUAAUUGUUUUUGGUUCAAUGUACUUAAAUUUGUAAAAAACUUAGGUUGAUUUAAGCGAUUGGUGUUCUGUGGAUGGUCUGUUAAGAGUUUCUCUCUUACAUUCUAAACAAAAGAAGAUAUUUUGAAAAAUGUUGGUCACCGUUUACUUUUUUCCCUACUAUGGAAGUUAAUUAUUACAGGUUUAUCUUUGUGUUCAACAGAAUAUAUAAAGAAACUCAUAAAAUUUUCACUUGAGAGGGUGUAAAUAGUGAAUACAUUUUCAUUUUUGUGAUGAACCAUCCCUUUAAGUCAAUCCAUUAUUUUGGUAAUGCCUUAUGUCUAUUGACAAGCUAAAACGCAAUAUAAAAUGAUUUCAUUCCAGUGUUUUUGGCCUUUACAACAAAUGUUUUUCUUGUUAUCCUGGGCAUUGUUAUUUCUUUUUAGUGUUUUAAAGUGCAUUUGGAGUUUUGCUCAUUCCAUAGAAAUGCCCUGACAUUCUUGACAUCGUUCUGUCUGGGAAGAAAGUUCUCAGGGUGUGUAUGUUAUCGUGAAUGUAUCGAACCACCAGAAUAUCGUUAAAUUACAGGGAUUUAUGCUUGUUUUUGUAAAAUACAGUAACAUCUGCUGUAACUACAGCCGUGAUAUCCGUAUCAUCACUCAUCUGCAACUUGGGACUUGUACUAAAUAGUAUUAAAAGAAAUGAGUGCACAUUUUAUACUACACAAUCCUUAUUUUUAU